AUGCAGACCGCUGCUCGAUGGCCAUUGUUCUGGCUUCUUCCCUAUUCAGUCUGGAGCUAUUCGGGCGUCACCGCGGAGUCCAAUGCUUUGAACUUCGUCCAGAGGAAGGUGCUGCCACGAGUCUCUCCACCGCCCGAGCUUCCAGCGGCUGAGAGUGCACCUUCAAAGCCCUGGCACGUGCACAAAUACAUCUGUGUUGCUCAUCACAAGGCCGGGCUUUUUUUGGUGCGCGACCUCUGCAAGGCGGUCUUCGACACUCUUGGGGCGACACCAAGCGAAAUGGGUGAGUGGAUUCAGCCCUGUUACCCUCGCACUUGUGUGCACCCAAAGGCACCGAUCCAGUUCUGGAUGGACCUCUACUCAUACGAGCGAGCGCAGGAAGCAAGGGAAGCUGCCGGCGCGAAAGGCAUGCGCGUCGUGGGAAUCGUGCGAGACCCGGUGUCCGUGAUCGUCUCAGCUUACUGCUAUCACCAUCGGGGCGAGGAGCCAGGAAAUGUCGUGUUCGAAAAUACCACCUUAAUGCACAUGGGCCCCAAACAAGGACUCAAGUUUGUUGCAGAGCGGAUGCUGCAGCUAGUGGAAAACAUGACGAGCGCCUUUGAGCAGCCAUUCAAUGAUACCUUCCACCUAGUCUACGAGAAGGUCACCCAAUCUUCUGAGGCCUUCGACCAGCAGGUUGGGGAGAUGACCAGCUUCUUGUUCCAGCCGGACCUUAUUUCUCCGGCACAGCGCAGCCAAGUCCUCAACGCAACACAAUCAGCAGAUCUGCAUCGUCACCCGGGCGCCAACGGCGAUCACGGGAACGACAAAGCAUGCGAGGACGAAGUGCGCAAGUACGUGCCCUCACUGCCCCCAGAGCUCUUGUCACGAUACCGCUCCUUCCAGGAGCGACUGGGAUAUGCAGCCUCAGAAGAAGGCCUAUCCCAGCAAAGCAGCUUUGGUGAGGUUUUGACAGCUUCAGAAGGAAACCAGGCCGCAACAAUGGCUUGA
Molecule: messenger RNA, 990 nt
Organism: Symbiodinium natans
Lineage: Eukaryota; Dinophyceae; Suessiales; Symbiodiniaceae
Source: the annotation of a GenBank genome assembly